CAUACGUCAGCAACCGAUUUGUAACUACUGCCUGAGCGCGUGCACUGUGCUCGCGGUUAUUAUGACUGCUAAUUGGCUAGCAUUAAUGUAGGGCUAGCGCUGCUAGUUGACAUUAAUCUAUAGCUAAAGGUACUAAUUAACUCCUGUCAGGACCUAGGAAGCCAGUUAUUUAACUGACAAUAGAUAUUAAUUACUGAGACAUUGAAAAUUUACUGUCUUUAUUAAUUAAUUUACUUCAAGAGAAGAUAUAAUAUAUUUAGCAAGUCAGCUAGCUGACGAGUUUCUGAACAUGAAUUGGGUAGGAGGCUGGCGAAGUCGUGUUAUGAAAAACAGUGACACGAGAAAACAAAAGGAGUUUUUUGAAAAGAAAAGGAUGCAAGACAGGCAUAAUCUCAUCAGACCACCACUGGCAUCACCUAAAAAAGGCAAUGUUGGCAACAUGGAUUUGCUUACAAUGUUUAUUGUAAACCAAAUCGCAUUGAAGAAAGAACACACUGGUAUCUCUAAAAGAAGACAUUUGCCUAAAUCAAAAGGAAUUGAUAAAUCUAUGCGUGGGGAGUCUUUAGAGCUGCCCAUGAGUCCUUGUUCUCCAUCACGCUUGAUCCUGGCAGAGUGCGAAUCGCAUUACAGUGACCAAACACUGGGUGUGAAGAAGAGAAAACAUAGCUUCCUAGAUGAAUUCAAGUUCAAGACGCUGUCACCGCUGCUGGAAACCAACCUGACUGACAAAAGUACAUCAGUGUGUCAGCACCGGGUUCAGGGCAGUGUCGGUUCCUUUUCUUCAGCCUCACCAUCCUCAUCAGAGGCCUUCAACAUCCAGUCCAGGCCCACUGUACACAUCUCCCCUCCGCCACCACCAGAAUCACACUGCACAAAAAAUGCCCAGCCAGUGGGGGUGUGUGAGUAUAAUCUUUGGACAGUGCCUUAUCAAACAGAGACCUCCCAGACCAGCUAUGCGGAUGGAGUCCAGUUUAGGAGCACCUUUCAUAGCAGAGAAAGCGGUGGGCUGUCCAUACACUCUGCUGAGAACCCAUUUAAUGAUUUAGAGAUGAAUGACCAAGAAGACAAGACUCACUUUUUUGGACUCAUCAGUGGAGGUGAAGAUAUUUCUAGUAAGAGAACAACAAAGCUCCAUCUUCAAAAGGAGACACCACAUCCCCCGACACGAUCUCCUGAUUUCACUGAAUCCUACAACAAAGACCGCAGUAUUGAUUUCUUAUCUCAGCAUGUGUCUAGAUGCGUUGACUGUAGACCCUGCAGGGUUCACAGAAUUGUCUCAGAGCAUGCCUGUGAAUCACCAGUAGCCUGUUCUCAAGGAGAGGGCUAUGUCAGCUCAGACGAUGUAACAAACUCUGUUCCAUCACUCAAAUACAUUUUAUCACAGGAAAAGGGAAAAAAGCAGGAUGGUGAUUCCUACGUGCACAUGUGCCACUUUAAGGACAUUCUGACAAGCCAUCAGGGAUGUUGUCCAUCAGGGAUGAGUGCUCCAACAAGCGUUAUGUCCUUCAACCAGAAGAUGAUGUGUAACCAUGAACAUAGAGAGAGGAAGAGUAAUGCCCAUGGGAUUUCAAAAACCUUGAGAGGGCUCAAUCAAGAACUGACCUGUGAGGAGGAUCAGUUUGUUCUCUCUUGUUUGCAGACUAAGACACAAAGUGGUAUAAUGCAUAAAAAAGCAUCUCCCAGGACACAAGACAAGGCGACACAGAUUGCAGGUUUUUCCAGUCUGACUUUGCAAGAUGCCUCAGUGCAGUGUUGUCUUUUGAAAGCAGCAGAUAGGAUGAGUAUUUUCACUGAACCCACAGCUCACGUUCACCACAUUAGAAGACACAAAGCUCCCACCACUAGGAGGCAGACUCAUCACAGCAGUAAAAAUCAUGUUACUAGUCAGUUUGCUCUAUCAAAAAUCCAAGAGGUGGAGUUGAACACCUGCCGGAUGACGUCAAAAAUGGAGCCUGCAAUUACAGGACAUGAAAGUUUGAGCAGAUCUGAGAGCCAGGCAUGCAUGAAAAAACAUCCAUUACUGCACUUCUCUCACACAAAUGCCCCAGAGCUAAAGGAGCAAGCAUCAGAGAACAUGAUGUUGAGAGGCGAAAGGUGUGAAGGUCAUGAGGAGAAGAGUGUGAAUCAAAACCCCACUGAGAACUCAAGCCGCACAGAGGAACACGACAAUGCCUUCACUGCUGAAACAGGUGGAGACAGGGUAUCUGAGGGAAAGGGAAAUCUUAAAGAAAUUGCAGACAUUCUGCUCAUGCUGAAGCAGAAAAAUAAGCAUCCAUGAAGUGAGAGAAAAUGUGAGAUGACUAUUGUAUGUUGAAAGUUAGCAUCUGUCAUCAGAAACUUUAUAGUUGUACGUGUUACACUGGCUUAGUUUUGCAUGGUUGAGUUACAGUGCAGUACACUGGAAAUCAAUACUUAACACCAAAAGCUUAUUUCAAACAGUGGACAACGUUUUAUUGUUUAAAUAUUCAAAUGUGAUGAAUAUUUCUUUUCAUAGAAUAUAAAUCUAGCAAAACAUUUAGCGCAACAAUAAUCAAAUGAACACUAUACACAUAUUUAUAUUCACUAUUUUAUCGUUGAUCGUAAAAACACUGGUUUAUAAUAAUAGUAAUAAAAGUACCAAUUUUACAUAGAAAACACUCACCCACACCCACUAGAUAGAUCUGGUUAGAUCUCGCUCCUCAAAGUAACACAAUGACUUGUUGACUUUGAAGCAUUCUCCAGUGUCAAAUACAUUCUAAAACAUGUGGCACACCCUAACAUCUGGUCAAUAAAGCUCUGUCCUAAUAAACUGGCAUUUAGUAUA
Ictalurus punctatus (channel catfish) is the source of this 2803-nucleotide messenger RNA. RefSeq lists its product as uncharacterized. The coding region runs from base 290 to 2278 and encodes 662 amino acids. NCBI's taxonomy places the organism in Eukaryota, Metazoa, Chordata, Actinopteri, Siluriformes, Ictaluridae. The transcript has 14 exons. The record is from RefSeq and is a predicted model, not a curated record.